This is a messenger RNA of Anopheles funestus (African malaria mosquito), 3517 nucleotides long. RefSeq names its product zinc finger and BTB domain-containing protein 49. Bases 893 to 2506 code for a protein of 537 amino acids. The record is from RefSeq and is a predicted model, not a curated record. NCBI's taxonomy places the organism in Eukaryota, Metazoa, Arthropoda, Insecta, Diptera, Culicidae. The transcript is spliced from 3 exons.
UUUCAUCUUGUGUUUUUUUUUGGUUACGUUUUUCGUAAUAAAUGCAUUCUUGUUGACUCACGGUUUGCGAUAUAUCUGCAAUUGCAAUCGCGCUCCCCUGCAUGGAUAGAUUUUCGUUCAACGACAAAAAAAGUGCAAUUUCAUUGGCUCGUAAAUCGAUAAGAAAUUGGAGCUCUUUUUCCCUUCUCUACUGGGGCAUUUAAUUGGUACCCUUUUCUCCAGCACUCCACUGUGUAGCCUCCUACGCUCUUCAAUACCAGGGAGUUCCUGUAGGAUGGAAGAAAAUCGAAACUCCCUUUUAGCGGUGUGUGGAAGAGUGUGAGUGUGUGUAAAGUGUUGGGUGGACCAAAAAAAAAGGAUAACUGUGGAGAGUGUCGUGCGGCACAGGCGCAACACAACAAGCAGUGCGAGGCGGUGUGGUGUGUGUUUUCUUGGGUUCCCGUGUUCGGGUUCGGCUCUGCUCCUGGUGGCUUGUUUCCUGGAUGCGUACGUGGCGACCAGUAGCGAUGUCUCACACCAGCCAACAAGUUCACCGUGCUCCUUAGUGUGUGCUUUUCCACGCUGUGUACUGCUGUGGGAGUGGGAGUUCCCACUGGAUCAAGUGUCCUACGGCGCAAAGUAGUGCAGGAAAUAAAAAGUGGCAGAAAACGGCAAGAAAACGUGCAAUAUCAGCUGCAGAAACUAUUACAAAAACAUCCGGAACGUGGCACAAUCGUAGCAAUCGGUUGACCAUUUUCCCUAGAGACACGUAGCUCGUCAUAAGCUACCCCAGAAACCUUCUACGCCUUUAUCGCGUGUCAGUGAAGAAAAGAAAACAGAAAAGCCCUUUGGGAAAUACAGCAGCUUACUACUACGUCGCACGCACAGUAGCAAAACCACCUUGCUUGAUGCGAUGAAUUUUUCACCAUUCGGGACACACUUUCCCGGUACGAUACCGGGAAUCCAUCAGUUUGCCAGCUCGGGACUGGUAACGAGCGUACCGACGACUUCGCACGACUCCACCAAUCGAUACCAUUCCAUCAAUUCGAACGUCAACAUGGCCCACUUCAACCAAAGCCAUGCUCCAAUUCUUGGCAAGUUCCAUCGGGAUAGCCAGGAGUCGGGCGGCAACACGGGUGGCGGUGCGGGCUCCAACAAAUACAACGGUCAUUCGGCGGGUUCGGGCAACGCAACCAUCCCGACGACCACGACCAGUGGUGCGGGACAGUACACUAACCCGUACAGCCAGCAUUCGCACGUGGCAGAACACAAACAGCGCAACAUGUACCACCAGUCGUCCGUGGGCAACAGUUCAGCCGGUGGCAGUAACGGCCAGAGUGCACAAGAGCUUAGUCAGGAUAUCAGUGCGCUGCUGCAGCAGGCGGACAGUAAGCGUGUGCUGCAAAACCCCAGCUGGCAAUCGUUAACACCGGGUGCAUCCGUUGCCGACUAUUUGUCCCAUCUUCCGGGCAGUGCACUACCUCUUUCGCUUCACCACUUCCUCAAGUACUCGGCAGAAAACAUCAAGAAGGAAGCACAGAAUCCGCUCACGAGUCUCGAUAUGUCACAGGCUCAGUCACAGGCGCACAGCACUGGCGGCGGUGGUGGACAUGGUAGCAAUAAUGGUGCGGGAAUGAUUCUGCCUGCAUCACAGACCAUCGCGAGCAUUCUUGGCCAUCCGGGACAGCAGUCUCAGCAGCAGCAACAGCAGCACGGUCAACCGCAAGCAGCGGGUCUUGGUGGUCAUCAAUCGGGCGGAGGUGUACAAGCGGCAGCGGCUACCUCUUCCACUGGCGGUGCGGCCAAUGCGGCGACCGGAUCCGGGGCUGACGCAUCCACCGAUAAGAAGAAGCGGAAGAAGAAAAAGAAACCUCCGAAGGAGCGUAAACCCCGUCCAAAGCCGGGCGAAAUUCAGGUAAGGACGGCCCUGGACGGAAGUCUGCUCUUCCUGUGUCCCGAGUGUCAGAUGGCGUACCCGGAGCGAGAACUGCUCGAGCAGCAUUUGAUCGGACACAAUCUGGAGCGCCGAUUUAUCUGCGACAUUUGCAAUGCUGCGCUAAAGCGCAAGGAUCAUCUGACCCGUCACAAGCAAAGUCACAAUCCCGAACGUCCGUUCGCGUGUACAAUUUGUCUGAAAGCGUUUAAGCGCAAGGAGCAACUUACGCUACACUUCGUCAUCCAUUCCGGCGAAAAGCGGCACGUGUGCCAGGAAUGUGGAAAAGGUUUCUACCGAAAGGAUCACCUUAGAAAGCAUACCCGAUCGCACAUCGCCCGACGGUUGAAAGCGGAACUCAGCCAACAGCAAGGCGGUAAUGGUACAGAAGCGGGUGCCUCUCCAAGUACCUCUCGGGCUGGACAAAACCAAGCACAAAUCACGACUGCCACCCAACAGCAGCAGCAACAAUCGGCACAACAGCAAUCCCCCAUGCAACAACCUCAGCUGACCACCGCGAACCAACAGCUACAACCACCGCAGUAUCACUCCCUCACACAGGCACCAGGCGGCCAGUCACAGAUGAUGUCGUAAGAUCUCCGCGAGAAGGCCGCGCAGUCCUGCAGUAGCUUAAGUAAUGUUUGUCCAAUAUAUCCCACGCACGGCUCUUCUGAUAAGCAACAUUGCAUCAAAACGAACAGAAAACAAUAUAUGUAUUAUCCUUCCGGUAAUGCUGGUAGGGUGACCUUUUUUUCCAACAAAACGUUCCCGGAUGGUGGAUAAUUUUGUGUAUGUGUGUAGGCGUGCGUCCCUGUGUUUGAUCAGAGCUGUAAAGAACCGGAUAGUGUAAGAAUUUUACACAAUAUUUCGAACAAACCGAUGAUGCGUAAAUUCCACCUAUUCAAACACCCACCAGGGAUGUUUGGAGAUGCUCUUAGCGCUCGAUUAACCGGGGUAGUAUAUAUGCGAUAGAGAAGAAACUAAACGACACCGCCGUGUACAAAAGCUAGCUGUUAAUAGGAGGACAAGGGAUGUACUUAGUGGAUUUUGCUCUAAGUUAACAUUCUUUCUCAUACACAAAAGGGAAACCUUCGCUCAGGUGAAUACAGAUUGUAGUAGGAAACUAUUUUAAACGACAAGUCGAGCCAUUAGCUGUAUAGAUAGAGACACUUAGACAGAGAGACAGGGAGAAUAUGAUUCGUUUCAUAAUCUUCGGUUCUAGCUGCGAAAGGUAAGGUAAGUAAGGUAGAUAUAGUUACACCUAUUACUAGUAUCCUUAGUGCACAGCUAGUCUGAUUACUCUAGUCCCAUUUUAGGCGUAUCUUUGGCGGACAUAGCACACAAACCAAUACCUAACUUAAUGCAUUAUUCAACCAAACAAAAAUCCUAGACGUAAUUGCAGGGACGACGUGCAACAACGGUGGAGGCCUUUAUUACCGGGGGCUGGCUAGUUGAAAUUGGAUGCGGUCGAACUGAAUUUUAACACGAAAAUUAGUUGUGCAUCGCGCAUCGGUUCUAGAUUUAACUAAAUCAAUAUUCUAUUUAAUGAUAAUAAUAAAACAACCAAAAAAAACCGAACAAACAGGUGACAAAAUCACGUACUUU